AUGACUAUGCCGCGUGUACUUCUUCGAGCCUCCGCGUUGGUCCGGGCAACGUACGCGAAGGGCUCUCCACCGGCGGCGACGCGCUGCAGCAUCUCCGCCAUCGGCGGGGUCGGUCGCACGGCCCCCUCGGUCGAGGAGCGGCCGAGCAGAGGUCGCCUCUCGCUCUUCCAGUGUCCGAGCACGAAGUUCGCCACGUCUGCGAUGUUCGGGCCGAACCUGAACACUUGCGUGAGGUGCCUGCGCCGAAUCGUGUCACCCAUCGGGCAGAGCCUCUCUGCCGAUAAGGCAUCCGUCGCCCCAAGGAAGCCGUAG
Messenger RNA from Prorocentrum cordatum, 312 nucleotides. The record is from the annotation of a GenBank genome assembly. NCBI's taxonomy places the organism in Eukaryota, Dinophyceae, Prorocentrales, Prorocentraceae.